This is a messenger RNA of Ornithorhynchus anatinus (platypus), 1084 nucleotides long. It is a transcript of the gene YPEL3, whose product is annotated as yippee like 3. The record is from RefSeq and is a predicted model, not a curated record. Lineage: Eukaryota; Metazoa; Chordata; Mammalia; Monotremata; Ornithorhynchidae. Bases 255 to 614 code for a protein of 119 amino acids. The transcript has 6 exons.
GGCGGAGCGGCCGGGCUCGGUGUAAACAAGUCGCGGCGGCCGAGCCGGGCGGGGGGAGGGGGCGGGGGCAGCCCCGAAACUCGAACCCCGAACCCCGACACCCGAGCUCCCCGAAACUCACGGUCCGGAGCAGCCCCGGGGCGGCCCGAGCCAAAGGAGCCGGCGCUGGAGUUGUCUCUGUUGGGAAGGCUCUGGGCUCCCUCUGUUCCCCGCGGUCCCCCGGCCGGGUGGGGCCGUCGCCCCCGGCCCCCACCAUGGUGCGGAUCUCCAAGCCCAAGACCUUCCAGGCCUAUCUGGACGACUGUCACCGGAGGUAUAGCUGCGCCCACUGCCGAGCACAUCUGGCUAACCACGAUGACCUCAUCUCCAAGUCCUUCCAGGGCAGCCAGGGCCGGGCCUACCUCUUCAACUCCGUGGUGAACGUGGGAUGCGGGCCGGCGGAAGAAAGGGUGCUGCUCACCGGGCUCCAUGCCGUAGCCGACAUCCACUGUGAGAACUGCAAGACCACACUGGGCUGGAAAUACGAACAGGCCUUCGAGAGCAGCCAGAAGUAUAAGGAGGGGAAGUACAUCAUCGAGCUCAACCACAUGAUCAAGGACAAUGGCUGGGAUUGAACUCCGCUUCCCAUUCUCUGAUUCCCAACCUAACUUCCCUCCUCCCACCCCAGCUGGGCUGCAGUGGGAAACGUGAUGGGGGGGCUGGGAAGGGAGGGUGGGGGAGUGGGAGGGUUUGCCAGCCCCUUUCUCUUUGCCCCCCCCCCCGGGGCGCUGAGUAGAGGGAAAUCUUCCGGUGGGCCUGCUACUACGGGGGAAACCUCCUGGCCGUUGUACAUAUAUUUUAUUGCAUGCACUGUGACCUAGCAGGGAGGGGAGAUGAGUCCCUCCCCCACUUGAUCUGGCUGGUUUGGAUCUCAUUUUUAACCUCUUCCCGGACUUCACCUGUAGAUGAGUUUCCGUGUACAUAAUUCCCGAUCCUUGCCGUGUUCCCCGUGCCCCACCACGCCCCACCCCUCCAUCGUCGCUUUCUCUCCAUCCCUUGAUAUGUAGCGUCUGUAAAUAAUAAUAAUAAAAAACUGUGAAACCUC